This is a messenger RNA of Mytilus trossulus (common blue mussel), 1714 nucleotides long. RefSeq names its product testis-expressed protein 47-like. Gene Ontology annotation, molecular function: blue light photoreceptor activity; FAD binding. The record is from RefSeq and is a predicted model, not a curated record. The transcript is spliced from 7 exons. The coding region runs from base 54 to 905 and encodes 283 amino acids. Lineage: Eukaryota; Metazoa; Mollusca; Bivalvia; Mytilida; Mytilidae.
UGAACCAAUGAUUUACUGGGGUAAGGGGGAGUGAAGAGUUUUUCUCCCACAAAAUGGCUACCAGUUCUACACCUCAGCCUGAAAUCUCAGGACCUGAAAGUGAAAUUGAUGAUGGUGAAGAAAAGCCUAAGGCAAAGAAAAAAUUGAGAAAGAAAGUUCAGAAAAAGAGGAAAACACCAGAAUUUAAAUUUGAUUGGCCUAAAAAGAAUUAUUUUGAUGUCAAAUAUGGAGAAAUUGACCCUGUGAAAAAUCUUCUUCAUCGUAUGGUUUAUAUUGCAAGUCUGAGAAAUGAAGAAGCAGAUACAGAUCAAAUAGCAAAUUAUCAUGAAAAUUUGAAGAAGAACUUGGAGAGUGCACAGCAGUACUCAGAACAUGUUUCAAUAACAGGACUUCUCCUUGUAUAUACCAAACACAUUGUUCAUAUUGUAGAGACAACAACAGAGAUGUUAAGAGAGGUAAUCAAAGACAGUAAAAAGAAUAUGGAAGCCAGUAAUGGCCUUUUUUCACAAGUGAAAAUUCUUGUGAUAUCACAUGACAUUCCUGAACGACUUUACCAGAACUGGAUGUUUAAAACACUUGAAAUACAGUCUGCUCGACUUGACUCUUAUGACAGUUCAGAAUCUACAGAUAAGAUUGUGUUAGAUUGUCUCAUACAACUACUCAAACUAGGAAACCAUGUGGCCAAAAUACCCAAAGGAAAUUUCAAGAAUUCAUUUGAUCAGUUGCAUUCUAAAUGUGCAGAUUUAUUGCCACAGCAAGCAAUGCUACACUUUUUACUGGAGGAAGAUGAUUGUUCUAUGAUGACAGUAAAAGAAUAUUUAAACAUGUAUGAACAACCAUAUGAUGUUGUAUUAGAUAGUGAACUAGUGUGGCCACUUCCAACCAGACUGUUCCCAUACAACUAAUUUUGAAAAUGAAUGUUCAUCCUGAAUCUGUGAUAAUUGCUGCCGUCCAGACAUAGAAAUCUUUGUUUACUUUAUUCAAAGUGGAGAAAAGUACACUGUAAACUUCUAAAUAAAAAACUUGUUAUUCAACCUUAUGCAGUUAGGGGAAUCAUUAAUGUGUUAGUUUUUUGGAACUUUAGAAACUUGUCAAAAUGGCAUUAAGUAUUCAAUGAUUACUCUAUUUUGACAUGAUUACUUUGAUAUGAAAUAAUUCAACAACUUAUGCGCUCAGUUCAUACUAAAGGUGAGACAUUUACCUUCAUAAAGAGUAUUAUAUUUAUUAAGAAAGAAGUACCCUUUUUGAAGAUAUUUGUUCUCUGGUCUUCAUUGUAUAUUGUAUAAACUCAUUUGCAGGAUAAACUGAAAAGUUGAUACUUUGGAUUCAUUAAUAUUCAUUGGAUACUAAUUUUGUGUAUUUUUUGGGUACAAGGAAACCAAGAAGUUUCAAAAUGUUUAAUGAAUUACAAAUUUCUAAAGGAAUCUAUGCAGUCUUUUCUAAAACCAUGGUAUUGAAUAGCCACUAAAUUAAAGGUUUUCCUAAAUACACGAAAAAUUGGUAUCCAAGAAAAUAAAUAUAUUCACAGUACUGAGUAGGCAUUUUCAGCUCAAAAUUCCCCAAUUCAGUUCCAACCUUCUAUAAGCUGGUAUUUUAAAGAAUGAUUCCUUUUGUGCACUUUAAAUUGUAUAAGUUGAGCAUAUUUUAUUGUUGUUACAUAAUACCAUAUGGAAAUAUAUACACAUUUUUUUUUAAUAAAUAUUUUAUUUCCUGA